CUUCUGCCAGCAAUGUCGUGCGCAGCUCCAAUGAGGGACGCGCGCGCUUUGGAUGAUCUCCGUUUACGUUGGCCUAUACCCUGCGCGAUACCGAAGAGGUCCCGUUGUGCCGGCUGUGCGUCAUCUAUGCCUGAUUAGACAAGUGUGACGUCGCCGAGCACCAUUCGAGCUAAGCACCCCACACAAGAAGGCAAAUUGAUAUUCAAAAAAAGACUGGAAACGAAAUGACCAAAACCCUCCAGCUCGAAAAGCGUUUUAAGACGCGGAUCAACAAGUGGCCUCCAGUGCGCAACUUCCAUUUGAGCGGGAUUUGAGCAUAAUCCGCGACGCAGAUGAUCGGCUUAUCGAUUGAAAUAUUUCUCAUCUGCCAAGAGAAUUACGGUCCAGACGAUCCCCGGAGACAUUAUUUGUCCGAUAGCGGCGGGAACCAGGAGCCUCUACCCGGCUCCAUGCGUCGCUGCGUCUCCAGGAGCUCGGCUGGCCACCACAUGGUAACUUUGCGCACCCAGCACGCUGAAAAAGAGGACACACAGAGAAGGGAUCUGAAUGAAUGGGACUGAGAUUUAUUCGUAUUUCUCUUUUCGCCUCCCGCAGACUGUUGUUUGUGUCGUAUAUCCAGCCGGUUGAAGGCGUCUCGCGUUAUCGGCAGAUAUCGAUCCAUCGGUGGAUGUCCGUCAACCCGAAUAGGGAGCCGCAAAUGUCGAAAAAACGGAAAAGUCCUGACGAGCAGGACUUCGAGGAACCUCCACCCGCAGGAUGCAGCGACGAUGGUAGCAGUCGCGGUCAAUGCUGUCGCAAGAGUGCAGGCUUGACGGAUGAGAAAGUGAAGGCCUACCUCUCGCUUCACCCGCAGAUGCUGGAUGACUUUGUGUUGGAGAGUGUGAGCGCAGAGACGUUGGACAGAUGGCUGAAGAAGAAGACCAGCAGCAGGCCUGCAGAUGACACAUCAGCUAAAGAAGUCACCAGGCAGUACCAGGACACAAAUGUGCAGGGUGUGGUGUAUGAACUCAACAGCUACAUGGAGCAGCGGCUGGACACAGGAGGAGACAACAAACUUCUGCUCUAUGAGUUGUGCAGCAUCAUCAAAACAGCAACGAAAGCUGAUGGAUUUGCACUUUACUUCUUGGGAGAAUGCAACAAUAGUUUAUGUUUGUUCAAUCCAACGGGGGCCAAGGAUGGCCCUCCAAGCCUCAUCCCCUCUGGCCCCAUCGCAUUUGGGACAACCGUUGCCGCUCAUGUUGCCAAGACUCACAAAACACUGCUGGUAGAGGACAUCAUGGGGGACGAGCGCUUCCCCGACGGCACAGGGCAGGACUCAGGGAUCCACGUUCACUCUGUCCUGUGCCUCCCCAUCAUCACCGCCAUCGGGGACCUCAUUGCCAUUCUGGAACUGCAUCGGCAGUGGGGCAAGGAGCCCUUCAACCUCAGCCACCAGGAGGUUGCAACAGCUAAUCUAGCGUGGGCAUCCGUUGCCAUUCAUCAAGUGCAGGUGUGCAGAGGCCUCGCCAAACAGACGGAGCUUAAUGACUUCCUACUAGAUGUGUCAAAAACAUACUUUGAUAACAUUGUGGCAAUAGAUUCUCUACUUGAACAUAUUAUGAUAUAUGCAAAAAACCUGGUGAAUGCAGACAGGUGUGCGCUCUUCCAGGUAGAUCACAACAACAAAGAACUGUACUCUGACCUGUUCGAUAUUGGAGAAGAGAAAGAAGGCAAACCUGUCUUUAGGAAAACCAAAGAAAUUAGGUUUUCUAUUGAGAAGGGAAUUGCUGGCCAAGUGGCUCAGACAGGGGAGGUCUUAAAUAUCCCAGAUGCCUAUGCAGACCCCCGGUUCAACCGAGAGGUGGACCUGAAAACCGGCUACACCACGCGGAACAUCCUGUGCAUGCCCAUCGUGAGCAGGGGGACCGUUAUAGGUGUGGUGCAGAUGGUGAACAAGCUAAGCGGAAGUGCCUUCACUAAAACAGAUGAGAACAACUUUAAGAUGUUUGCUGUCUUUUGUGCUCUGGCCUUACACUGUGCAAAUAUGUACCACAGGAUUCGGCACUCUGAAUGCAUUUACAGAGUGACGAUGGAAAAGCUGUCUUAUCACAGCAUCUGCACAUCAGAGGAAUGGAAGACCCUCACCCAGCUCAACCUCCCCACACCCAUCUAUAAAGAGAUCGAAAUGUUCCACUUUGACAUUAGUCCCUUUGAGGAGAUCUGGCCAGCUGUGUUUAUCUACAUGGUUCAUAACUCCUGUGGAAAGACCAGCUUCGAGCUGGAGAAGCUGUGUCGGUUCACCAUGUCUGUACGGAAGAACUACCGGCGUGUUCCCUACCACAACUGGAAGCACGCGGUGACGGUGGCACACUGCAUGUUCGCCAUCCUUCAGAAAACCUCCGGGAUGUUCACAGAGCUAGAGAAGAAGGGUCUGCUGAUUGCCUGCCUGUGCCAUGAUCUGGACCAUCGGGGGUACAGCAACUCGUACCUGCAGAAGUUUGACCACCCGCUGGCUGCUCUAUAUUCCAGCUCCACCAUGGAGCAACACCACUUCUCUCAGACUGUCUCCAUCCUACAGCUGGAAGGGCACAAUAUUUUCUCCAACCUGAAUUCCAGCGAGUACGAGCAGGUGCUGGAGAUCAUCCGGAAGGCCAUCAUUGCCACGGACCUGGCCCUGUACUUCAACAACCACCAGCAGCUGUCGGAGCUGGUGACUGCGAGCGCACUGGACCUGAGCAACCACUCACACAGGGACCGUGUGAUUGGUCUACUGAUGACAGCGUGUGACCUGUGUUCUGUUACCAAGCAAUGGCAAAUCACACGCCUCACAGCCAACGACAUCUACGCUGAGUUCUGGGCUGAGGGCGAUGAGAUGAAGAAGAUUGGGUUGCAGCCCAUCCCCAUGAUGGACAGAGAUAAGAAGGACGAGGUUCCACAAGGCCAAGUGGGAUUCUACAAUGCUGUGGCAGUUCCGUGUUAUACGACGCUAGCAAAGCUUUUCCCUCCAUCUAGUCCUCUUUUAAAUGCCUGCAAGGAAAACCUGGGCCAGUGGGAGAAGAUAUCGCGGGGAGAGGUGCCGGACGUGGUUCCCAAGCGCCCCAGUGACUCUGGACCCGUCAAGGUCGACAACUGACCACCAAAAGGGCCGCCGGCCCACCAAAGGAAUACAAGACUAGACUCCUGCCGCGGACCGGGUGCUUCGUAGAGGGGUAUGGGGGGGGGGGGGCACAUCCUGCAUUAGCAGGAGACGGAUCAGCUAAAGGCGACUUGACUUUGUGAACACACGGUUACCUCACUGGGUGACGAUGGUGUCAACGGCGACGGUUCCGCCGAUCCCAGAGACUGACAGGCGGCCGAUGUGGAGGGACUUCAAACCCGUCGCUCCACAUCCCCUCAGCUUGGGAAUUCAUUUGGUUAGAAUGGACAUGUGCUGUUAUGGUUGUUUCAUCUUUUGGCAGUUUUAUGUUUUAAGAUUUGUUUUUGUUUUUCUUUCUUUUUUUUUUUUUACAUGAGCUGAUUCUUUAACGGUCUUGUAUUUGCAGAGGCCUUACUCUGAACCUUUCACGGGCUAGAAAUAUGUGAACUCUUGUUGUUGGUUCAGGCUUUUCUUGAAAUGGUACUGUUAGCCUUCUGUGGUAGGUUUAUCGUACGCACACUACUUCACCAAGGUAUUUCCAGAGACAGGAGGAAUGUGUAGAGCAGAUGGUUUAACGCCACCUUACCGACGAGGAGGAGGCCGGAAUGUUUUUUUUAUUACUUUUUGAGCAAAUAUCCUUUGCAGUACUUGAAUAAAAACAUACAGCCUGCGUUGAGAAAUCCCUCACAGCGUAAUCUACAAAACCUGAAUGAACUGUGGCAAGAGGAUUUAGAUAAUGUGAGCACAGUCACAAGAGAGUCACAAUGUUUCUCCCUGAAGUGGAGCCCACAGCACUGCCCACGGCCCCUCGUGGCAUUUAGGAACCUGCCGCACAAUGCAUCCACUUUCCUCUGAACCACAGAACCUGAGCCCAGGUGAGCAGAACUAGUGUGAGUGUGUGGGAGAGGGGGGAGAAGAUGCAUGAAUAGCAUCAGUUAUAGUAUAGUUGUGUGCAGGUUUAUAUAUAAGACUAUUGGAUUUUUACUGUCGUCACAUUUUUAUCACAUCUUUAAUAAUUUCACGCAGCAAUCUUCAUCAUUAAUCAUUUCUACAACCAUGAAUAAAACACAAGUAAUAUCCAAGAGUCCUUGCAGAAUAUUUUAAGCUUUGCAGUGGCACAACAAACUUUUUACACGUUAACCACUUUAUUUAAUGACUAGACAGCACCCUGAUUCAUCAAACACAGUUUGCAUACAUUAAACACAUGGUGAAGGGUGGAAGAAAAUGGAGGACUAUACAGUGACAGUGAGGUGGACAUCGGUGUCCUUGCCGGUUCAAAGCCGUAGUGUGAAACAUUUAUGACACUAUUUUGCUGACUAUGUCGGGCACAGCAGCUCGGCGAUAGUCAAGUUAAAGUGCACCAUGUGUCUAUCGCUGGGGUUGCAACUUUAGAAGGAUUGGUUGACUUUCUGCAAGUGUGUAAAAGAUUCCAUGAUCUGUUGACAGAAAUAAAUCCUCCUUUAUGCUUUCUCUUCAGCGCCAUGCGAGGGGGAACAUUUGAACCCUUUCAAAGGAGUUUCCAAGAUCUUCCAAAAGUCAAUUUACUUCAUCUGAAACUGUCAUUCCAGUGGACAUAAAAAUUAGUUUUGCGACUGGUACUGUGGCUCCAAAAUGGUGUGACUGUGCAUCUAGAGAAAGGUUUUGUUAAUGGACAAUCCUCGGUGGUGGUAUGUGGGUAAGUGCGCCAUCAGUUUUCAUGAUGUGCCCUGUCUUACGUUUCAGAAUUACUUCCAGUAAGCUUCAAUCAAGAGCAACAAUUAGCAUGCACCUCUACUGAACUUUAUAUAUAAUUUUGCAGAAAACAUUAAUCGGUGCAUAUGUGUGCAAUCUAGGAAUUAGUUGGUACUGACAGAGAUGUGUGCUCUGAUGGCGCUAAACUGAAUGGCAGUUGUGCACUUUCAGACUGUGUGUGUGUGUGUGUGUGUGUGUGUGUGUGUGUGUGUGUGUGUGUGUGUGUGUGUGAGAGGGAGAGAUUGAAAGAGAGACUUUUGACUGUCUCUUUUCCCACCUGAGAACAUGGAUAAGUCCAUAACACUGCACUGUCCCUUCUAUUUUUCAGCACUAGUUAUAUUUCAUUGUCUGCAUUAUGUUUAGCCUAUUAUCUUUUAUUAUUAUUAUUGAUGAUUAUUAUUGCAAUUAUUACUGAUGUUAUUUUCUUAGAGUUAAAUUUAAAUUAACUUAUAUUUUUUAUACAAAGAAAAAUAAUGUUGGCCUUUUUGUUUUGUACAAAUUAAAAAUCAAGAUAAGCAAAACGGUCCUGACAUGUUACUGUUACCCAGAAUAAUUGCAGAAUGUCUUGUAAAUGUAAGAGCAGUAGCCCAAAUGACUUUUAUUAAAUACCUGGAAAAUAUA
Gasterosteus aculeatus aculeatus (three-spined stickleback) is the source of this 5467-nucleotide messenger RNA. The record is from RefSeq and is a predicted model, not a curated record. Lineage: Eukaryota; Metazoa; Chordata; Actinopteri; Perciformes; Gasterosteidae.